Messenger RNA from Astyanax mexicanus (Mexican tetra), 5654 nucleotides. RefSeq names its product catenin (cadherin-associated protein), delta 2a (gene ctnnd2a). The record is from RefSeq and is a predicted model, not a curated record. Gene Ontology annotation, molecular function: cadherin binding. Lineage: Eukaryota; Metazoa; Chordata; Actinopteri; Characiformes; Acestrorhamphidae. Gene Ontology annotation, biological process: dendritic spine morphogenesis; cell-cell adhesion; cell-cell junction assembly. Bases 256 to 3876 code for a protein of 1206 amino acids. The transcript has 22 exons. Gene Ontology annotation, cellular component: postsynaptic density; cytoplasm; plasma membrane.
ACGCGCCCGUGGAUGACAGAGCCUGGCUGGGCAAUGCAGCCUGAGCUCCUCCGCUCUGCCUCCGUGUGCCGCGCGCCUUCCCGUCCCUGCGCCCGGCGGGGCACGAGAGCCAGGAGCUCGCGGAGCUCCAGCGCGGACUGAACACUGAGGAGAGAGAGAGAGAGAGAGAGCAGAGAGCAGAGAAGAGACAGAGAGAGAGAAGAGGAGAGAGAGACAGAGAGUGCGCCAUUCUUCUGGAGCUCGUUUGGUUGAGACAUGCCAGUUCCAGAGCAGUCAGCCGAAGCGGAGAACCCUGCCAUGCUGAGCCCGGGGCUAAACGCCUCCAACGGGGACAAAGCUGAAACAGAGACCACCUCCGCCAUCCUGGCCUCAGUGAAAGAGCAGGAGCUGCAGUUUGAAAGACUGACUCGAGAGCUAGAGGCUGAACGUCAAAUAGUUGCCACCCAGCUAGAGAGAUGCAAACUGGGAUCUGAGACUGGCGGCAGCAUGAGCAGCAUAAGUUCACAGGAUGAACAUCUUCGCUGGAAUACUGAAGAUGGACAGAAAGACAUCGAGGAGGAACUGAACACUGGGCUGGAGCUUGUUGACUCGUGCAUCAGAUCCCUGCAGGAGUCCGGAAUACUGGACCACCAAGAAUACAGCACAAGUGACCGACUGCUCUCUCAGAGCUCGCUGCAGCUCGGCUCCAACCCGGAGGGCUCCCUCCAGUACUCCGCCGGCUACCAUAGCAACCAGCCCCUGAACGACGGCUCGUCUUCUUCGGCCUCUCCCCAGAAUCUGCCUCCGCCGCCUCCGGUGCGGUCCAGCGGUCAGCCGGGAGGAGCCGUCCACACCUACAACCAGGUGACGUCCAGCCGCGCCGCGCUGCUGGCUGCGGGAGACCCGGCUCAGCUUCAGAGCCAUGGCAGCGUCCUGCAGCACCUGUCUGAGCCACAGCAGCAGUCGUGUCAGGGCCCGGGCCUCUACUAUUCCAGCUCCACGCUGCCUGGCCCGCGCGUCAACUCUCCCUUAAGCUCAAUGCAGCCCACCGCCGCCACUGCAGGCUCGCCCACCAAACUCCAACGCCUGCCUUCCUCUUCCUCCUCCGCCUCCCCCAAGCCCUCUCCUGGCCGGCUCGCCAAGUCCUACAGCAGCAGCUCGCCCAUCAACGCAGCGGGCACUGGGGGCUCUGCCUCCGGCUCACCCUUGCGCCUGGCAUCCCCGCCCAACAACUCGUCCCCUCUUCACCACCAACUGAGCGUGGGCAGCUACGCUACGCUCUCGCCCACCAAGCGGCUGGUGCACUCCUCGGAACAGUACAAGAUUUCCCACGACCUGUACGCUACCGCUACUCUGCAGAGACCCGGAAGCCUUGCAGGAUCACGAGGUUCGUACAGCAGCCAGCACAGCCACCUGGGCCCCGAGCUGAGGCCCCUGCAGUCCCCCGAACACCACAUUGACCCCAUCUAUGAGGACAGGGUCUACCAGAAAGCUCAGAUGAGGAGCCUGAGUCAGAGUCAAGGGGAACCCCUCCCCCCGGGGCACACUGGGACAUACCGUACCAACACAGCCCCGUCCUCCCCUGGUGUUGACUCCGUACCCUUGCAGCGAACAGGAAGUCAGAAUGCCACCGGGACGUUCCCGCGGGGCGGCUACACGUCUGGAUCCGCCGCCAGCUACACCGACCCUUACCGGACCUUGCAGUACUGCUCGUCUGUGGAGUCUCCCUACAGCAAGUCUGGCCCCGCCCUGCCUCCAGAGGGCAACCUGGCCCGCUCACCCUCCAUAGACAGCAUCCAGAAGGACCCGAGGGAGUUUGGUUGGAGAGACCCUGAGCUGCCUGAAGUUAUUCAGAUGCUCCAGCAUCAGUUCCCCUCAGUUCAGUCCAAUGCUGCGGCGUACCUCCAGCACCUGUGCUUCGGAGACAACAAGAUUAAAGCCGAGAUCCGAAGGCAGGGAGGCAUCCCAUUGCUGGUGGACCUGUUGGACCACAGGAUGGCUGAGGUGCACCGGAGUGCUUGCGGGGCUCUAAGGAAUUUGGUUUAUGGAAAAGCUAACGACGAUAACAAGAUUGCUCUGAAGAACUGUGGAGGCAUCCCUGCGCUGGUCCGCCUGCUGCGCAAGACCUCAGACGUGGACAUCAGAGAGCUGGUCACAGGGGUGCUCUGGAACCUGUCCUCCUGUGAUGCUUUAAAGAUGCCCAUCAUUCAGGACGCUCUGGCAGUUCUGACCAACACAGUCAUCAUUCCUCUGUCUGCCUGGGACGUCUCACCACAUCAGGAGGACCGCAAGCUGCAGAUGCACACCUCCCAGGUCCUCCGCAACGCCACCGGCUGCCUGAGAAACGUGAGCUCGGCGGGGGAGGAGGCGAGGAGGCGGAUGAGAGAGUGUGAGGGGCUGACUGACGCUCUACUUUUUGUCAUCCAGACUGCACUGGGGAGCAGUGAGAUUGAUAGCAAGACCAUAGAAAACUGUGUGUGUAUCUUGCGGAACCUUUCGUACCGGCUCGCAGCAGAAACUUCUCAGGGACAGCAGAUGGGCACCGAUGAGUUAGACGGCCUGCUGUGCAGCGAUGCCAAUGGCAAAGAUGGAGAGAGUUCGGGCUGCUGGGGGAAGAAGAAGAAGAAAAAGAAGUCGCAGGAUCAGUGGGAUGGCGUAGGCCCACUUCCGGACACGUCGGAGCCUCCCAAGGGGAUCCAGAUGUUAUGGCACCCGUCCAUAGUGAAGCCCUACCUCACCCUGCUGUCUGAAUGCUCUAACCCGGACACGCUGGAGGGAGCAGCCGGGGCACUGCAGAACCUGGCUGCAGGGAGCUGGAAGUGGUCAGUCUAUAUCCGGGCAGCAGUGAGGAAAGAGAAGGGUCUCCCCAUUCUCGUCGAGCUCUUGAGGAUAGAUAACGACCGGGUGGUGUGUGCAGUGGCUACAGCGUUACGAAACAUGGCCUUAGAUGUGAGGAAUAAAGAAUUGAUUGGGAAGUAUGCAAUGCGAGAUUUGGUCCAUCGUCUGCCGGGGGGCAACAACGCCAGCAGCACCAGCGGAGGCAGCGGUGGUACCGCCAACAGCACGGCCAGCAAAACCAUGUCAGACGACACGGUGACUGCUAUCUGCUGCGCCCUGCACGAGGUCAUCACCAAGAACAUGGAGAAUGCCAAAGCUCUGCGAGACGCCGGUGGCAUCGAGAAGCUCAUCGGUAUCGCCAGGAGCAAAGGAGAUAAACAUUCGCCCAAGGUGGUGAAAGCAGCAUCUCAGGUCCUCAGCAGCAUGUGGCAGUACAGAGACCUGCGCAGCCUUUACAAAAAGGAUGGCUAUUCACAGUAUCACUUUGUUGGCUCUGCCUCAACAAUAGAGAGGGACAGACAAAGACCUUACUCUUCCUCCCGCACGCCCUCCGUCUCUCCAGUUCGGACCUCCCCUAACAAUCGAUCAGCGAGCGCCCCCGCCUCACCCAGAGAGAUGAUCAGCCUCAAGGAGAGGAAGACAGACUACGAGUCCACUGGAACCAAUGCUAGUUUCCAUGGAAACAAAGGAGAGCACACAUCCAGGAAAGACGCCAUGGCAGUUCAAGUCUCCUGUGGAACCUCCACUCUUUUCCGCAACUCGUAUGUGACUCCAAAUGAAGAGAUCAAACACAACCAGGUCCCACCAAACCCAGUUGCACAGGAGAGCGUGCGGAAGGACUACGACACGCUUCCACCCUUUCAGAACUCAACCAGGAACUUUGAGGAGCCCUUUUUUGAGGAUACGGUGCACCGCCCUGCUCCCACCACCGAUCUCAGUAUGCACCUGGGACUAAAGUCCACCGGCAACUACGUGGACUUCUAUUCCGCUGCCCGUCCCUAUAGCGAACUCAACUACGAGACGAGUCACUACCCGGCCUCGCCCGACUCCUGGGUGUAGGACAUGGUGACCGUCCAACCCCCCAUCCCCACCUACCCCCCACGGUCCGGGGGGUGCUCGCGGACAGGCUGGAAAACUGUGCAUGUGCAUGCAUACCACUAAACAUUUCUUCAGCGAGUUUUUGUUUGUCCCAAAAUAAAAAGCUAGUUCCACUGAGAGAGAGAGAGCGAGCGAGAAAGCAGGAGAGCAAGCGAAAGAGAGAAAGAGAGCAACAGGUGCUGUGAAAGGGAAGCAAAGUUGUUAGAAAAGAAUGUAAAAAAAAAGUGAAGUUAAAGAAAUGAUAAAAGCAGAAAGGGCAAGAGAGCACUUAAUAGAGGCUACAGUAGGAACGGUUCAGGAUGUCAAAAGUAGGAAAAAGAAAAGCACACAAAUACGUGGAUCAGAAAGUGGAUGAAGCAAGUGGUUGGUUUACAAGGAAGAUUGGGAACAGCUUUUCACAUUUCUUUUCUGUUUUCUUCCAUUAAUUCAUUGUGCUUCAUAUUGAUUUUUGGCCAAAAUUCAUCCUUAUUAGAUUUUCCAGCCUUUUUAUCUGUUGUUUUUUUUUUUACUUUGUUUUGUACUUUUUUUAUUUGUCAAUGUAAAGUAAUUGGUGUACAUUACAGAGAUACGAGUGCAUUGUGUACAUUACACUGCUGCCACCCGGAGCCUCCAGGGCUUCGGGUCUUUAAAAAAAAGAGAAAAGAAAAGAAAAAAGAAAUAGAACACUUUAGAGAGAUGUAUCAGCUAUCAGUGUCCCAUUUUCAGAACAGAGUAUGUUUCCAGAGCAAGAAGGACUUAUCUAGCAGUAUUGUUCGUUCCGAUAACGUGAGUAUGUUCGUGGCAUCUAAAGCAGCGUUUUAAAGCAGUUACGAGAACAUCAUUCCACACUCCUUGUCGAUGAAGUGCUUUCUCACUGCCUAAGAAAAAAAAAUGAUGUAGAUAUUUGAAAAUGUUUUUGUUUUAAUUUUUUGAAUUAUGGUAGAUUUUCUUUUACUUUAAUUUUUUUUUUCAUUUCUUUCUUUCUCAUUAUUUUCAGGGGGGUGACAUAAAAGAAACAUAAAGAAUACAACUGUUUAGUCAUCCAUAACUGCAGAAAACACAUUCGUUCCAUGUGUAUCUCAGUUCCCUGUGCUAACCAUGAAAGGAUAUAUGACAUUGUGCCAAACUGAAAUUAGCACUGGAGAUGUUUUAACCUAAGUUUGCCAGAAUUUUUACUACUAGUUCUCUCCUCUUGUGUAACUGCUUUAUGUUCAUACGUGUGUUUUUAUUUGAUUUCUGGAAUUAAGCUACUAAUCUAGGCAACACUGGAGUGCGAAACUACCAGGAGGGCGAAAAAUCUUUGUGAGCUUAAUUCCCUCCAAAGAUGUACAAAAUCUGUCUCUCUAUGUUAGCUGAGUGUGUGCUGUAUGUUGAUUGAUGUUUGAGGUGAGAGGCGAUGUUUGUUUCUAACGGGUGGUGGCUUCUACUGUUUGACUUUGGCAAAAGCACCGUAAAACUACUAGACUGAAAUGUUCAUAGAGAAUGAUGAAUAUAUAAAUAUACAUAUAAAUAUAAAAUCUAUAUCAUUUUUAUGUGCAGAUGUCGGUGUCACUAAAAGCAACAAACUUGCAAGAAAAGACUUGUAUAAAAGGAUUCUGUUCACAUAAAUGUUCUGAGAAAAUGAAGAAAAAAAAAAACAAAAACACUGGCAAUGUUGACCCCCGGUCUCAGUUGUGUUGUUACCAAGCUACAUAGAUAAUCAGGCUGGAUUUUGAUGAUGUUCUGGUGCCAGGACAAUAAAUUACUGUUUGCAAUCUUUA